AUGUGUGUGUGUGCGUGUGUGCGGAGAGCGGUCUGUGAUGGUGCCGAAUGCACCGACGGUUGUAGGCAAGAUGAGGCCAUGAGUUUACACUUUGCUUUUGUCAUGCCGACCGGGUCGACGUGGCGGCGUGAGUUACGCGGACAAGGGCACUCGUGUGGCCUGCUUCCGACCAGUCGACGAGCCUCCGACUCGGGCGGAAGCGACGACUCAUCGGGCCCAAGGUGGGCCGCGGCAGGGCUGGGCAACCAGGUGGCCAGACAGAGAGCCACGUGUCUCGGGUGCCUGCGACAUGGUGGCAAAAUAAGCAUAUCCCGUGCCUUGGGUCAGCCUGGCAGCCAAUUGGCCGAAAUUGCAGGCCCCCCAUUGGCCAGUUCGUGUUGGCCAAUUAUAACGCAGGAUCACCACGAGACGUUAAAGAUGGGCGUCACUUGGCUCUGUCAAUCAUAUAGAAGUAUCGAUUUCUCCAUAUCACACAUCCACUCUUGCUCUCCACCACCUCCCUCUCUUUGCCUUACUGUUGCAUCUGUGAUUAGCCGAUACACUCUGUUUCAACGGGCCCUGCCCCUCCAAUUAAAUUGA
Molecule: messenger RNA, 579 nt
Organism: Protopolystoma xenopodis
Lineage: Eukaryota; Metazoa; Platyhelminthes; Monogenea; Polystomatidea; Polystomatidae
Source: the annotation of a GenBank genome assembly